GCAAGCGCGUAAUGCAAGACAUUUGCGGUGUUGAGUUACAAGACUCACUUCAGUUUGCUUUCGUAUUUCUUCGGUGCCACUUAGUUACUGAAGUCAUCCUUGUAACUCUUAAAGAUUUGAGGCAGUUUGUUACAUUUAUUCCGCUGUGUGAAGAAACAUUACAGGUUUCUACGGGGAAGGAACAAUCAUGGGUCCUCCAGUUUUGUUGGUAGCAGCUUUUGUGGCGUUUCUUUGCGGGCAUCAAGCGAGUAAGUUCUUGCAUUUUUGACAUCGAAUUGUUUCUGCUUGUGCGAUCGAAACGUCAAAGAAGUCCCCAAAUAUCAUGUAACUUUUUAGGUUAUCUCAAACCACUCUAGAUUGUUUUUAAGAUUUAAAAAUGGAGCAUAUAAGCUUGGAAGGCUUUGAGAAGUGAGUACAGGGCGGGAUAUACUGUCUUGACUGGAUUAGUAUGUUUAGUUAAAAGAAUUUCAAUGACAUAUUGACUCGACAAAGAUCUCGAUUUUAUUACAAGCCAUUUUAGUUGUUUUAUCAAAUUAUUAGGAAUCUAUAUUUUGGCAAUUAGCAGCAGUUUCUUCGCCGUAGUUAAAUUUGUCCGUGAACGCCCUUUAGUCAUGGCGCGCGCGGGGAAAAAAAUUAAAAUGGUGUGUUUUUGAAAUGAAUGUUUUGAAUGGAAACAACUCGAAGCUAUUUCCUCAAACAAGACUCCACAGAAGAGCGUACAAAUCUCUCUUCAUUGAUAAUCGCAAUCCUUGUGGAGAUUUGAUUCAUAACGCAAAAAAUUAGCAAGGAAAUCAAGGUAAUCCGCAAACAAGAGUACUGAAAGUGCUUUUGGCGUUCACUUGUUUCUUUCUAGUCUUACGUUUCUGGUGCUUUAAGACUGGAUUUUACUUAAAUAUUUUCUGUAGCCUUGAGAAAUUUUGGGUCAUUCUUUGUAACAACCUAAAAAUGCGCAAAUUUUCUACCAAUCUCACGAGAAAUGUGUAACAGGAAACAUUGUCAUGCUCAAAAUAUUCAACACCAAAUAUUGAAAUUUUUUGGGCUUUGUCAUUGUUAGAUCCGUGUGUUCACAAUGGUGAGAUCGAAUUUGGGAUAUUUCGUUUGUUUUUAGUGGCUGUGAGCCAUACGAUGAGUAAAUUAUAAUCUGGAAAGGGUAUUUCUCAUCAAGCAUUCAAGUCUCAACCUGGCUCGCGCGAUAAGUUUAAAGUAGCAACUACAAAUUAUGUUGUGUUUUCGAAACCGCAACCCGAGGCUUGAUGUUCCUAUUUGAACUGAAAAUAAGCCAUCUUAAAACCAAAAAUGAAAGAAAUGCUUACACUUUUCUUAUCGAUAGUCACUUCCUUUUCGGCUGACGAAAUGAUUUACUCAAUAAUUAUUUUAGUCAACCGAACAGGUAACACUGAACGAUUUACAUUAUAUAAAAGCUUGCCGUUUUAACAUUAGUAUUUUAUCUUUGAUUAUUUACUUUUUAAUUUACUUCAUUUUGGGGCUUCUUCAUUUAAAUAUUUACUUUCGGGGCUUUUAGUUUUUCAAAAACUACGUGACCAAGAAAACAAAACUUGUUUUCCUUUUCCUUGGAGCUAAUUGCUCAUGUCUCUCAUAACCGGAAUAUUUUGUUUCCAAAACAAAUUGUUAAUGUAACCCUCUCGCUCUUCAAAGAGGCUAAGAAGAAAAAGAAAACACAAGAAAUAUCUUACUUUUUUAAAUGAAGUCUGCAACAGUUUCACUGUAAUGGUUUAAACACCUCAAGAUUUCAUCCACGGAUUCAAAACUCAAAAGUAACAAUUCGUUUCACCACAACUCGUUCUUGGAAGGGUUACGUCUCGAAAGUUUUAUAACGUCAGUUUUCAGGUCUCUAUAUCUUUUCUUGUAACUGAGGAAAAUAUUGUUUAGUUUUCUCGUGAUCGUGCACCGCCAUUAUCAGUCACAGAUAAGCUGCAAUGAUCUGCCACGUUUGGCUUUGAGGAAAUAGUUAAUUCAUGAUUAAUCGUUUUAAGCUUCUCCACCCAAAGUUCAAUUAUUUACUUGUGCAUAAUUGCACGAAGUAGACUUCUGUAAGUCACGUUCACAAAUAGUUUCUUUCGAUUUGUUGUCAUCCCACGAUUUUUGUUAAUGAUUAGCUUUCCAGUGAAAUUCGACAAGUUGUUUACGAUUCACCCAUUUCAGUCCGGAAUUUAGAGAAUUUAGCAUACAGCUAUGAAAAAUUCAACGUUAAGGCUUUGUAGUAGAUAAAAUUGUGUCAUUGUUGAUAGGGGUUAUACGGGGAUAAUGUAAGUGAGAGAUGGUUCUGUUCUUUCAGAUAAAAUUAAUAUUUAGGUAGCUGGAUUUAUACAUGGGACCUUUUGUUUAAUUUUCACUUAGUUUUGGAGCAUAAAUACUUUCCACACAGUCAGUCGUUCCAUAAAGGAGAAGUAGCGAAGCAUACUUUGUGGGGUUUAUUGCGAACAGAAACAAUUUAAAGUCCUUUUAUUACCUCUGUUUUAAAAUAUUACAAACUCACACCCAACUUUCUUGCCAUAAUUAAACGCCUUUAAAUAAUGCUGGGCAAUGUUGAGUGAAUUGACGACUGAGUAAAACUCCAGGCAAUUUGAAUAAAAAAAGGAUGUCAAUAAUGUAUCCAAGUAUAAUGCACAUCCAUGGUCCUCAAGUAAAUUUUUGUUGUUCUUGAAUUGGAGUCUCGUAAUAAAAGAGUACCCAUUAUUCUAGAAUGAUUUUACUAAAGUUUUUAUUUCUUUUGAGGGUUUAGACAUGCCUUGUUGUGGUAUGUUUUGUUGCUCUCGGCUUCUUUACUAUGGUAGUUGCAAUCCAACAUGUACAAUCUUGUUUGUUACCAUUGCAUCCACUUCAAGGCCAUGAUUUUCUGUUAAAGGGCAGGUUCACAGUUAAGCGCAUGCUCAUUGUGGCAUGAUCAUAUUGCUUGCAUAGACGAUACAGCAUGUCCCAGCAGAAAAACAGCAUUUUAAUAAAUGAACAUGUACUAAACCGUGAACCUGUCAUUUUCUGUCUGAAUAUUUUGCAAAUCUGGGCCGAGUUGUUCGAAAGUUGGAGAACACUAUCCACCAGAUUAAUCUCUAUCCAAGAGACAACAUGGUUGAAAUUUCCUAACAGUUUUUGAGGGCUGUGCUUUAGCAGAACCCAGUGGUCCCUGGUGUCUAACUUUUGCCCUUGGGCAACUAGAAAAUCGUAGUUUUUUUCAUACAAAUCAUAUGCUGGCACGUACCCUGGAUUUUGCAGUUUCAUAGCGUUGGGCCUCCUUCAAUUUUCCUCGGAACACAGCCUUGUAUUUGCUGGGAAAUGAUUUAUCCAGUGUAUAGCACUAUCUAAUGUUUGAACAACCCGGGCCAGAAGUUUUUGGUAAAAUUAAUGUUUUUUCUUUGGUGUUUAAGGGGCAGACUUAAGUGUCUCGCCACCGUCUCUGCGUCCCAGUCUUGGAGAAACAACAUCAUCUAUAUGUACGGUCAGUGGAGGGGAGACGUUUCAAGGCUGGUUCAAAGGCAACAAUCGCAUCUCUGACUCGACGUCUGCUUCAGUACAUGUUACAUCAAAUGGAAACCAACAUACUCUGAAUUUAGUUGGUGUGAAGGUGAAUUAUGGUGGCGAGUAUGAAUGUCGUGGUAGCUUCAAUCAGCCAGCUAAGCUGACAGUAGAAAUUGGUGGUAAGUACUGCUGAGUAUGUUUCCAUACAUAGAGGAUAUUACAUUGCCAUGCGGAGAUACGAAAUUGCUUUAUAAGUCUAUGAAUGAUGGGUGUACCAUAGUCAGGGCAGAUGUCACCAAGAUUUCUCAUUGCUGAGUUAUAUGCAGUUAGUAGGUGGAGAUAGUUCUUUUACAAUGGGGAAUAUAUAAUCAUCCCCAGGCAAGGAAUAAGCUCUCUCACCUCUGACAUCUGCAGCUCAUUCCUAGUUAGUCAAUAACACUUAAAGAAUGUUACGUAACAUUCUUUAAGUGUUAUUGACUAACUAUGAAUGAGCUGCAGAUGUCAGAGGUGAGAGAGCUUAUCCCUUACCUGGGGAUGAUUAUAUACUCCACUUUUUAGAGAUGUUAUACUACUACAUGAGAAAUUUCUGUAAUUUGAUUGGCUUAGAGCAGUGGUAUUUCAGCUUAAUUUGAAAUACCUACACAGGGCUCAAAGUUAGCAACUAACUGGUCGCAUAUGCAACUUGAUUUUUGGUUGUGUGCCUAAAAAUUCAUGUGUAAUCACACCUGUGCGCCGUAAAACCCAAAGCACAGUGCGACUGACUUCCAACUAUACCUACCAACUCGAACUAGAAAGACGGUGUAUGUUUAAUUGGUCUUUUCUCCCAAUGGAUUCUACGAACUCGAAUGUUCUUUUUCGUUUUGAUGUCUUACUCCAUCCCAGACUCUUCUGUUUUGUAAUAAACACUGCUGACACAUGCAAAUAUAUGCGCUACGAACGAAUCACAUACUUUUUGCGCAAUGGACGAUCAUGUCGAACGUUCAGUUUUAACGUCAAUCAAAACAAAAACAGUGCAGAUUAAGAGCCUUUUUUUCCAGGUAAGAAAGUUUUCUAAGUCGUAUUCCAGGUACAUGUAAGUCAUUGCGCAUUUAACAAAUUCAUUAAAGAUUAAUUUUCAUUCUUGUUCGACACACUCAUUGUUGUCAGUUUUGAAUUGUUUUUCAAGUGUAAGUUUUCUUUAGUAACAACUGUACUGUCAAAAAGAGAAAUUAGUAUUAAAAAUCACAACGGUAUUACUGCGUAGCAAAUCAGCUGUGUUUUAUCAAUCACAGGACUGAAGUAAAAGUAACAAACUGAAGAUGACAAAUAAACAUGGCACUGUUAAGCUUUUUACUUUUUCGUUUGAAAUAGAUGCUCCCAACAUUAUAAGCUGUGCUCCCAAAAUUUUCAGCUGUGCGCCUAAAAUUUCGGCAGUACGCCUAAAAAUUUUACAUCUGGUAGCACAAGUGCUCCCAGGCCAAACUGAAAUUUAAACUUUGAGCCCUGCUACAUGUGAAAAUUACAAUCCUUUUGCGGGUAAGUAGUACAAACAAAUAAUAGCAUGAUUUGUACGUGAUAUUUGGCAUAAAUACCACUAGUGAUAUCUCAAAAUUGUCUCAAAUUUCACGUGUAACAAUUUCAAAAUAUCACUCGUGAUACUUCUGCCAAAUAUCACUACAAAUCAUGCUAUUACCUAUACUAAUUUGAUGGAUGAUAUAUAGUGAGGUUUUUCAACACGCACUAUUGCAUGUUUUCUUUCUUUCCUUUUUUGUGUGUGAUGUAAUAAGUUACUGUAAUAAAGAAAGAAAGAAAGAAAGAAAGAAUAACAGGAAUCAAUUCAACUAUGUCUGAUUUAGGAAAGCAGGACUGUUACUAACCCAUUAAGCCCUAAGAUCCACAAACAAAUUCUCCAGACUGAUCUCCAUACAUUUCUUUUACAAAUAGUUGAGGGAAUUUGGUUUAAAAUCCAAACGUUCUCCCUUUGGUAAUCAAUCCAGUUGUCUAACUUGUCCAGUUAGCGGUACUUGUUUGGAUCACAUCUAUUCAAAUCAUCCUCAGCGAAUAUUGAAUACUCUCAACUGUGGCCUCUCUGAUCAUGUACCUAAUUUUGCUGUAUGCAAAUAUAACAACGAGCGCGCAUCUUGUGGCAUGCAGAAAAAUCAGUAUAUUAGAUCUCGUGACAUGAAGCAAUUCGACGAGAACUGAUUCAAAGAAACACUGAGUCAGGCCAUUGGGAUACAGUAUUCGUAUUGAUGAGAUUGAUGAUAUGCUGGACUCUUGGGAGUCACUUUUCAAUAGCAUACUUGAUGAAAAUUGCCCGUGGCGUGAAAAGCGUGUAAAGCGCGCUGUCCAAGCUCCUUGGAUUACUAGCUCUGUCUUGAAACAGCUACACCUGAGAGAUAAUUGCCUAAAAACCGCAAGGCGUUCCAAUAAUGCUGAUGAUUGGUCUAAUUACAGAGCGGAAAGAAAUAAAGCAGUUGCGAUGAUUAGGAGCGCAAAACGAAAAUUUUUCUGCAAUGCCUUCGAGGAAAAUAAAGGCAAUUCAAGAGGAAUAUGGAAGACAAUAAGAACACUGACUGGCUCAGGAGAGAACAGAUGCGAUAUUAACAGUAUUAGUAUCGGGGAAGCUGUUAUAGAUGACAAAAAGCUAAUGGCGCAACAUCUUGACGCUCAUUUUUCCAGUAUAGCAGAUAGGUUAAGAUCUACAUUACUGCAAGUUCCAUCAGACCCCUCAAAGCUGCAAGACUUUGUCAGAUCCAGAAAAAGUCCUGAUGCAUCUUAUGUCAUUCCAUCCAUUGUUGCGAGAUUGAUUAACUUUUCCUUUUCCAGUGGAUCAUUUCCAAGUCGUUGGAAAACAGCUCUCCUCUGUACAAGAAUGGUGACUCACGUGAUGUUCAGAAUUUUCGAUCAAUAUCUGUGCUACCUGUCCUUUCUAAAGUUAUCGAGAGACAUGUGCAUGACUCCUUAUACAGUUAUCUAACUGAAAACAAUCUGAUUUAUCCUCGCCAGUCUGGUUUUCGGAAGAAUCACAGUACAGACACCGCUCUCAUACAGAUAGUUGACGAAUUGCUCUUCAAUUUAGAUAAGAGUAGAGUUAGUGGCAUGGUGCUAGUAGACUGCUGUAAAGCCUUCGACAUGGUAGAUCAUGGUCUUCUUCUGGAUAAGCUGAAGUUACCUGGUAUUGCUGGCGAAACAAUGAAGUGGUUCCAGUCUUAUUUGGCGGACAGACACCAGCUUGUCUAUUUUGGUGGUUGCGUCUCAGACGUGGCGCUUAUGAAACAUGGGGUUCCUCAGGGCAGUAUACUCGGCUCUUUGUUUUUCACAGUUUUUAUUAUUGACCUGCCACUUCAUGUCAGCUCCUCUGAAAUCGAUCUUUAUGCAGACGAUACUGCAAUCACUUUGUCAGCAGAUUGUGGCAGCAUGGAAAGACUGCAGGAAUCUCUUAAUACAUCUGUAUCAGAAGUUGUUAACUGGGCAUUGGCCAACAGGCUUCCACUCAAUGAAAAAAAGACCAAGGUCCUCACCGUGAAGGGAAAGCGACUCUCGACCAAAAUAAACAAUUAACUAACGUUAUGAAUGUUAAGCUACUAGGUCUUGAGAUUGAUGAUGAGCUAUCUUUCUCUGAGCAUAUUACGACUGUUUGUAAGAAAGUUUCACAUCAUAUCGGCUUGUUAAAGAAAAUUAUGAAUUAUCUGCCCCUUAAACAAAGAUUACUUUAUUACAAUUCUUUGAUCAGGCCAGUGAUUAAUUAUGCAUGUGUCCUCUGGACUAAUUGUGAUAAGGAAAGCCUUGGGCGGGUCCUGAAGCUCCAAAAACGAGCAGCUAGAGUACUCUGAAUGCCCCCCUCUAGCACCAUCAGUUCCCUUGUUUAAUCAGCUGAAAUGGUUGCCUUUUUAUAAAGACGUUUUAAUAUCUAAAUGUAUCAUUGCUUAUAAGUGAUUACAAAGUGACGUCCCUGUUUAUUUAAACAAUCUACUUAAAUUAAACAGUAACAUCCACAGUAGACAAACCAGGUACUGUAAUUUUAACCUAAUCUCUCCAACAGAAAGGGAUAAACAGAACGAGGCGUAAUCUUUUUGUCGGAGCUACUUUGCCUUUCAAACAGAAGGAAACCGGCAGAACUUUUAAUUGUGCAUUGAGAACAAACAGUUAAGAUUAAGCAUGGAAACCUCAUAUCCUCACCGUCAUUUAUGUUUUAUCAUAUCCUCACCGUUUUUACUAAAAAAAGCUGAUCUUUGCCUGUCAUUUUGCGCAAAGGGAAAGAUUUAAAAUAAAAAGGCCCGCAAAAUCAGUUCUAUAAUAAACACAAUACCACAUGACUCUUUAAAAAAAGCAUUGUGGAAUGAAUUUUUUAAACAACGGCAGAAUCUUGAUUUUUCUAUUUAAGUUACUUGAUAAAUUGUGAGAUGAUUAUAAUGCUAUAUUUUAUCUUUUAAAUAAUUUAGGAGACUCUAUAGUAUCUGUAUUCUUUGGUUUUUACCUUAAUUUUUAUAGCUUAGUAUACUCAUUUAUUACUGUAUUAUUUAUUUAUUUAUUAUUUAGAGGGUCACAAGUUUAUUAGCCCCGGCUAUUUCGUGCUAACCCUCAUAAAAAUUAAUAAAGCCUUUACUUACUUACUUACUUACAAUGUAGUAAUUCUCAUAACCUUUACUCUUGAUGAUCUGCUGAUGUUUUUAGGAGAAAAUUGAUGUUGGUCACUGUUGGGACCUAAAGGGUUAAGUUCCAGAUGGUACUCUGGAUUUCAAGUGACAGGAAUGAUUGAAGGAUUUUUUUGGGCCUGAAAUCUUCGAUUGUGGGAUUUUUGUGGGUAGAAAAUUUUGGCAGGUAUUUUUCUCUGUGGCUUGAUUUAAAUAGGGAUUUUUCUGGAGCAUUUAAAAUAACCUGAAGAUUCGUGAUAGUGUCCGCGUAUCCUGGCCAAGUAGUUCUGUGAAUAAACUACAACCAGACUUGUUUUGAAAAACUUUAUUUUCGUGUUAUAUCAUUAUUUUAAUGCCUUCUGGAAAUUUUUAAGGCUCGGAAACUAGGCGUGGGAUUUUUUGGUGGUUAAUUUUUGGUCCAGGGAUUUUUUUGGGUUUCUAUUUUUUCCUCCAUUUGAUCAUGUCACUUGAAAUCCGGAUUACCCCCCUGGACAUUAAAUUUUAAAGCAGCUGUAAAAAAAAAAGAAAAGAACAAAAUUCACCGGUAACAUCUCUUAAAAAUUGUACAGUGUCAUUCUUAGUUUCCACUGUCAUCACCUGUAACAUCAAAUGUGCUCAUUUCAUUUCAUUUCUUUUUUCAGUUUUAAAAUGUCAUUUGCUCACUGCCCACAAAUAGCAAAGCGUAGUCUAGGUGGGCAGUGUCUAUACAAAACAAAAUACGCACUCCAAAUCGUAUUUUAAAAAAUUAACAAGUCAACAAAAGUAACCAUAUUUAUUCGGCUGUAAGCUGAUCUUGGCUAUAAGCCAAGACCCUAAACUUUAAACUUGUAGAAUCAGCACAACCAAGAAUGAAAGAUAAAUCCAAAACACCUGGCUAUAAGCCGAGACCAUUCGUUACGAGGCUUUUAACUCUUGUAAAGCUUAACAAUUUCCACAAAAAUGUGAUCUUCUCUAGGAAAACAUACAAUAAUCGUCGUUUGGGUUUUUUGCUGCUAUCAACCUUAUGCUUGAAAUGAUCGCAUAAAUUGCCUUCAAUCAAAACAAACUACAUCAGUUAGCAUUGCAUUCGUCCGUGCUUAGUAAUCAGGCAAAUGUUUCGAAGCACAAGUUUGACCAAACAUGGCAGAUUGUUUACACAUUCCUUGACAUCUUUCAUUUGUUUUACACCUUACCUGGUUGUAAAAGGCUUACGAAUGUGAGAUUUUAGUUGAGACCUGUUUUUGUCAGAUAUUUUGACAAUCUGGGACCGAAUUUUUGUGCUAAUAGCUAACUUAACAUUCAGAUUUGUAGUUACCCGAUCGAUUUGAUCUUUUGCCAGUGCUAUUUUCUCGGCUUAUAAGUGAAUACAGGACCCAUUUAGUAGAGUUUCAAUGUACUGAAAUAAAAUUUAAAGCAAAGACUCUUUGCUUUAAGCUGAGACCCGCUCUUGGGCUCAAAUUUCACUGAACUUUAGCUUUAAUUUGUGUAAAAAUUGCUUGGCUUAUAGCCGAAUAAAUACGGUAGUUAAGCUUAUAUAAGUUGCACAAAAGGUAAAGAACUUCUUUAAGGUCUGUAUGUUGUCUCUACCCAUAUUUCGUUCAAAUUUGAAGUAUUCCUGCUGAGCUCAGAACUGCAUGACCAGCAUGGUCCAGCACGGACACACAUUCACUUAGCUCAGCUGUAACAGAUUUGUUAGGGAGGUGUCCAUUCCAUUAUUAACAGAGUAUGAACUGUAUAAUAUUGUUUCCUUACAAUUGCAGCUGAUGUUUCAAAAGUGAAAGCACUCCAGUUCAUUAAAAUUGGUACAACAGGCAAGAUUGUUUUAGGCGUGAGUGGCUAUCCCAAACCUACAAUUGAAUGGAAGAAGGGAAGUAAAGUUCUCCAACCAAGCAGUGACUCACACUACACCUUACAAACAGAUGGCUCUCUGAGUGUCAUAAAUGUGAAACCAGAAGAUCAAGGAAAUUACACUUAUGAAAUCAAGCAACCUGGUUAUACGAAGAACGGUGUAAUUGAAGCCUACGCUGUGGGUAAGUAGCUUCAACUCAGGAGCAUAGCGUUCAUAUAUGCAUUAACACCAGUGCAUACAGCUAAAAUCCUAAAAAAAAAUUCCUGAUGGCAUUUUUCUCAUUAAAUCGAGAUGACUGGUAAAUUUUUCGCAUUAUCGUGAUUGUCAAGUUGCUUGGUAAAUACAACAAGUAAGCGGGGCAUCAAAAAGCUAGGGAUUUCUUUUGCUUUUAUUUUUCUUCUUUUUUCCAAUAAAAGCAGCCAGGGCCACACUCAUAGUACAAGUAUCUAGGGGAAACUCUAGCCCCCAGCAUUUAAUGACAUCCCUGCAUUAUAAUGGUGUCUUUGUGUUAGUAUUUCCUUUAUGCUUUUAUUAUUCCAUAACUGUCGAGAGAUUGAGCUCUCUUGCAAAUCUGCACAUAAGCACAAGGAUGAUGAUAUCAGUGGCGUUGUAACAGAGUUUGCCUAUCUGAAGACAUCAGAUACACUGACACAGACACUUCUUGCGUUUUGCUUGUAGCCUCCUUGAUGGCGUCACUGUGUCACCAUUUUUUUUUACAUAAACACUGUGCCUUACCAAUAACAUGAGAGAUUUUAUUUACUCAAAAAGAAAAAGACAGGAAAUGGCAUUUUCAAGACCGUAAAUUUAAACGUCUUCUGUGGCAUUAUACCCCCAGAUCCCCUAAUCUGGAACAUCUUUGCAGCAUGCAAAGAAAGUCGUGUCCAAUAGCCCAGGGCCAGUGGAUUUUGCUUUCGGGCUAGUGAUUUUUGUUCUUAACUUGCCUUUGCCUGACAGGCAAGUGUUUUUUUGGGGGGGAAAUUCAAAUUACUGAAGGAUUGUAAUCAAUCCUGCUAAUCAAAAAGGGUUUUGGGACUAGUUGAAAUGACUUUUGGGCUAGUACAUGCUAAUUACAGCUUGCCCGAAUGGCAGGCUGUAAAACUGACUUUCUUUGCACCCUGCCUUUGCCAUUUGAACAUUUCACAGGGAAAAAAAAGGGGCUGAUUAUGAGUCAAGAAAAUACCCUGUACCACCCCUUGCCCAAGGUCCUGACUGGUACAGCUCCUUCCUAAGUGUAGCAGAGGAUUGGGUCCCUCAGUAAACAGUACAGUCGACUCCCAAUAACUCGAACCCUUGCUAACUCAAAUCUCAUGCUAACUCGAACUAAAAUCGAUUUCCCCUGGAUUUCCAUCAUACGUGCUCUGUAAUUUUACCCUAGGUAACUCGAACCCUCGAUAAAUUGAACUCCCGCUAACUCGAACCAAUUUUCGUUUCCCCUCAGGUCAUUUUCUAUAUAAUUUUACCCUUGAUAACUCGAACCAUGUUUUGAGCCCUUAAAAAUUUUUGAAUUUUGGAUUUCCUAUUGACGUGUUGUAGGAGUAUAGUUUACUAGUGGAGGCUGAUGUUGAUUGUCACAAGCUAACGUGAAGCACCUUUUCUUCUCAAAACAAUGAAAUGCAUGCUCUAUUUAGGCUGUGUUUUGUUACGUUACGUUACGUUAAUCUAGAAGUAUCUUUUAAUUUUCAUUUGACAUUUCUACAAUUAAAUGUGAUUAAAAUGUUCACUGUGCAGUAAAAACCAGGAAAAAACUGUUUUUUACCGUACUCUCGGCUAUUUUCUUCGAACUCUCGAUAACUCGAACUCCCGAUAACUCGAACCUUUUGUCAAUUUCCCUUGAAGGUUCGAGUUAUCGGGAGUCGACUGUAGUCCUCUUUUAUAGCUCUUUGGCUCUGAAUAUUAUCAGACAGGUUUUCUUACAUGUAUUUAACAGAUUUCCCAAUGUGCCUCCUUAAUUGACCAGUCUAUGUAGUAAAUGGCUCGCAACUCACAAAUAUUUCUUGAUUCACACUAACAAAGGGUUAGCUUCAUCUCCUCACUGAGAUAACGUUCAACUCAGUUGAUAAAACCAAAUCUGUGUGGUUCUCAGCGAUUCCUUCACUGAAGCAACACCACAGUUUCUCUAGAAACCAACCUCUUUCUUGAGAAUGGCAAUUUUUCAUUCAGUGGCACAGACAGUUUGGAAAAAAAGAAACUGUGUAUAUACCCCAAAUAGGGUGAUUCCAUGUUGUGGACAUUACGUUCAGAUACUAAAAUUAAUAUUUUAAACCCCAAUUUAGAUGUCAAAAUGUUCAUUAAAGGUGUUCAAACAUAUCUAGAAAGUAAAAUUAGUGUUCCCUUUGUACCUAAUAAAAAGAUGCUUUGGUUAGCUCUUAAGACCUUGAAGGUAUGAGCUGAAGAAAGUGUGUUGCGGACAUUACAGUUUAAACAACCACUUUUUAAAGUAACUUUCUUUAAACAGAUUUUCCUGUGAAUUUUUAACCUUGAGCAGAAAAUAAUAUUGUGCCUUCAAAACAUAACAAUAACUAGAUUUUUCAACUGUCAAAGAAAAAUUCCAUGCAACCUUGUUCCAGUGAUUCUACAAACAAAAUUGUUGCGGACAUUACAUCUUUGGGAACACAUUUUCUAGUGGAUUUCAUGCCUUCGCACAUUAAGCACAUGGACAAGAUGCACAAGAUCUCAGUAAUUUCAAACAGCCCAUUGUUUCAGCUUUCUGUUGGUUGAGUUUCAUUGUGCAAAAUUUUAUUUUAAAAAUUUCAUUGUCUCGCAUGGAAUUGCCCAAUAGGAGCUGACCUAUGACAUUCUGUUUACUACAGUAUAACCUUGAUUUAACAAAGGGCUAGGGGACUGGCAAUUGUUUUUUCGCUAUAUCAAGGUACUUUUCCGUAUAUUUUACUAUUACUGGGGCAAAGAAAGUUGUUCGUUAUACCAAGGAGUUCGUUAUAUAGAGAUUCAUUAUAUUGAGGUUCCACUGUAGUCCAGAUGCUCUACUGCUAAGCUGCAAGAGUUUUGUGGGAGCGAAGGCCACUAAACUAGGCUCUUGUUCUUGCUAGGACUAAAAUGUACAUAUCUACUUAUAAAUAUUCACACAUUUUGUGCUUUUUUUUGUAGAAUUUCCAAAGAUCACACCCUUUCCUUCUCCUCGGAAGUACCUGACUGAAGGCUACUCUGUAUCAUUUGUGUGCAAGGCAAAAGGCAUUCCUGCACCAAAAUAUACCUGGUAUUUCCAAGGCAACCAAAUCAAUACAGUAGGAAAUAAUUUAAUCAAGGAUGGCAACCUGACAAUCACAAAAGUAACAUCAAGUUCAAAAGGCCAAUACAGGUGCAAAGCCUACAAUGAGAUUAAGAAACCUGGAAAGACAGCUGUUGAGAUUGGAGAAGAUACAAAAACUGUGGAAAUUGUUGAUGUUUAUGGUAAGGACAAUAUUAGCACUAUAGUUGUUGUGCAAAUGAAAUGAAACUCAUUUUCUUGCAAAAUGGCUGUUAAAGUCGUCUGGUGUGAAAACAAGAAUCUGAAGAAAGAGAAUCACUGACUUUUCCUAGUUGUUUCUGGAUAAGUGAAAUGCAUCUCAGUUUACAGUGUCCUGUAUUUAUGUUAGAUGCUGUUAACGUCUGAGACGUUGAAGUUGUAUCUUAACAGAAGGUGUUAAUAUUGUCAGACAUUAAAUGUUUGCCCAAGUUGUUAAAGAAAAUAGGAGAAAUAAGUUAACUCUUCUGCUGUCGUUUUUAAGUGAAACAAAGGAAAUAAAAUACAAACCAGGCACAUAUAUAUUUAAAAGUGCAGUCAUGUGUUUGGGAAAAAUAGGAAGCUUCAGCAGUGAUAAAGGUCAAUAAAAGCAAAUUUACAUUUGUACAUUUUCCAGACUUUGUUGCUUUUUUCCAAAAUAAUUGCCAAAUAUUAUGUCAAAGGCAUAAUGUUAAUUUUCCUGGGGUUGAAUUCUUGGGAACAGCACCCAUGUCAGAAAGAGAAAGUAAACGUCAUGUCAUGUGUUUAUGUCCUCCAUAAAAUGGUACACAGGGAACUUUCAUGUUGUGGUCAUGCAGAAAAAUAAUACAAGAAUACCACACUUGCAAAAUUGUUGUUUUGCUUUGUAAGUCUACUGUUUUUUGAUGUUCUUGUCAAUGUUUGGCUUUCCUUGUCAGUGGCACCGAAGAUCACUUCUGAUGGUACUGAUAAAAUCCUAGCAAAAGGGAAAAAAUUUACUUUGGAGUGCGAGGCCACAGGUAGUCCGACACCAACCGUAGUCUGGAAAAGAAAUGGAGAAAUUGACCCUCGCCAAAAGGUAAUUCUUAUGUCUUUUAUGUGCUAUGUAUAUUAACAGGCAGCUUAUCCAUGCUUUCUCAAGAGUCAUUGUGGCCAAGAAGUUAAGGCCUAAAAUUUGACAGGUUCAGGUCUCAAAAAGUUAGAAACACCAUGUACAGCAAAGUGAGUUGUGUAUUGUCAGUUGAUGGCCUUGCAUUGAUCCAGUGUUUUUCCUAAAUUUUAGUUCAGCAGGUAAGGGCAGUAAGGUAAAAAAUAUGUACCACAGAGGGGUACUUUUCCAGGGGCAGGGGGUAGUGGAGUGCCGGACAUGGCCCUGCUAUUAAGAGCAAAUUUAGGAGCUACAAGUACUUCUUAACUUUUAGCAAACCUUCAGGCCAUUGCAGGCAGUAAGAAGUUUUGCUUCAGGGAGUAAAUUUUACCAGUUACGGUCUGAUAAGGAGAACUGUGAGAUCUAAUAGACAGGUAAAGUAUUUGUUUAUGUUACUGGCCGUGGUUUAGUUAAGCUAUGGUGUUAUUGGCUGUGGAGAUUCUAAACACAAGCACAGCAUUUACAUUUUAGCCUGAAAAAACAGCCAACAUUUUGCCACACCACCAGCAGUUUCCCAGCAAAAUGACGUCUGAGAAAGGAGUGCAGAAAUUCCAUACUGAUGACGCGUCACCUCCUAUCCUGCGUAGCUCAAGUGGAACUGUUUUUUUUUUGUGUGUGCAAAAGUUUUGGCAUAGUUGCCAAUCUCGCACUUUGCCAGAUAACUUGCCUUUUUUUUAAUGCCGUCGACUUUGAGCGCUUUGUCAAAACCAUUUAUAGCAGCCAAUCAGAGUUAGGGUCUAAUGUGAAAUCUACAUGUUUCAAUAACCCGCAUGUGUGUAAUCACAAAAAAUAGAAUUUGUUUUGCUGUGUGCAGAAGCCAGAAACAGGGACGACCAGCAAGUAAAGUUCAAAAUGAAAUGUGCAUGUACUCUGAAAGGAAAAUGAAAUUGCGGGGAUUUUCACAAGACACUGUAUGUUUCAAUGCUGACAGUAAAGAAACGACAUCGGAUUUGUUGUUAAAAUUGAAGCCAUAUUUUCACUUGAUAGUUCACAGGGCUCGACACUAACACCUACCCGUUCACCACUGGAAAGUAAUAUUUCUGAGUGGAAAGUAAAAAAAGCAAAUGAACCGAAAAUACUUGCCCGAUCGGGCAACUACUUCUAGACAAUGCGGGAAAGUAUUUUUUUUAAACAGCCAAAUAAAAAAGAAAAGAAAACGAAUGUGUUUAGUUAUUACAAGUGAGCUUCCUUGCUAAACGUCUAAGUUUCGCAUUUUUCUAUCUCCGCCAUCUUGGAAUCGUCAGUGACAGAUCGAGAAACUCUGGGUACGAAAUAGAUGAUGCAAACGACCGUGCUCGCCAUUUUCCCUUUCACAUGUGGACUAGUAAAUAAAACAUGAGUGUUUUAAGCGCGCUGGUGAGGUUAACAAAGGAAACUCCGAAAAGAUUGAUGAAGUUGACCAAGAAAGCAACAAAGGAGGAGAACAGACUGAAAAUCAAACAGCUGGAGCAUAUUCGAAGCAAGCGACGCCAUGAGACAAAUACGAAGAAAAGAGGAAGAUGGUCGGCCGUGGGUUUAGAAAAGAAUGGCUUAAGGAGUUUCCAUGGCUGCAAUACAAGGAAGAACAGAGUCUUAAUUUUGUUAUGUUUCUAUUAUGGAUAGUGGAAAAUAUGUUUCCUUCAUUUUUGGAAAGUAAAAUUUUACUAUGGAAAGUAAAUUUUCAUAUCUACUUUCCACAGUGGCAAGUUAUGUCAAAAGUUAGUGUCGAGCCCUGGUUCAAUAGCUUUGAUAGAUAAACAACUUAAUGAUAUCAUGCAAACAGUAGCAGUGGUUAAUUACAGUCAUUUUCAAUCAGCUAUUGUUAAUGUUACAUAACUCUUAAGCAACGCAAAAUUUACUGACAGCGUUGCAAAAUGUUGGCUGUUUUCUCAGGCUACAUGAACUGCUGAAGAAAUUUUAUUUAUUCCUCAAGAGAGCAGGUCAAUGGAAGAGCAGUCGCACUAACACAGUUUCUUUAUCUUAUACUCUAGAAAUCAGACGGAAAAAGUGUCAUUACUUUCAAAAAAAUUGCAGUGAAUGAUGGCGGAAAGUACACUUGCGAGGCAAGAAAUAGUGCAGUUGACAGUAAAGGAAAACCUAUUGUGACAACCUUGGUCAGAAACAUCAACAUCAAAUGUACGAGUUUUUAAUAGUAGUGACGAUGAUGAUGAUAAUGAUGAUGAUCUAGAUAAUAGUUUUAUUAAUUAAUGCUUCAAGUAAAUAAAGACAUGGUUCGUACAACUGCAGAUGAACAAACGUCAAGGACUUUUCAAGGAUCUUUCAAGGACAAAUUACUGCAGUUUUUCAGGACUAAGAUUUAUUCAGUAAAUUAAUUGGCAAUCUUUGUCCUCCUUUUGAAGACCUUACUUGCUUAACCACUCAAUGGAGUCAUUUAUGAUUUUUACUUCUUCGACCAUGGUUGAUCACAUUUUAUUCUACUUUCCACAACAACACUUUGCAAAAUGACAUGGUAUAUUUUGACUUGCCAUAUUGCAUCUAAGGUACAGAAAUAGUAUUUGAAAUAAAGAAAUAGAAAGUCCUGUUUCUCUUGGAUUUCACCAUACUUUUCAUUCAUUUUUACUCGUUUAACUUGAACUUCCCGCUAGCUUGAACUGAAUGUCCUUUCCUUGGAUCAAAAUUUCACUUAAAUUUACCCCAAUAACUCGAAUUCUGGUUCUUGUAACCCCACUCAGAUGCCACCCCUUUAGCUCAUCUUGUUGUAUAAUCAGUAAAAACACUAAAACUAUAAAUGCUAAAGUAAUUUAAUUUUAAUUUUAGCAACGAAUAGAUGAAGUUUAGUCAUUAAAAUACAUGGUCAUGUCACCAUUUUUGAUUAUUAACAAGGCAAAAUGGAUAUAUUCAAUUGAUCUUGAUGACUCGAACCCCCAGUAACUCGAACUGUUUGAUGCUUGCCCUUAGAGUUUUAGUUCCUGGGGUUCUACUGCAGGGUGCAAAGAAAGUCAGUUUUACAGCCUGCCAUUUGGGCAAGCUGUAGCUAGCAUGUACUAGCCCACAAGUCAUUUCAACUAGCCCCCAAACCCUUUUUGAUUAGCAGGAUUGAUUAGAAUCCUAAAUGUGAUUUGAAUUUCCCCCAAAAAACAGCACUUGCCCGUCAGGCAAGUUAAGAACAAAAAUCACUAGCCCGAUAGCAAAAUCCACUAGCCCUAGGCUAUCGGACAUGACUUUCUUUGCACGCUGUACUGAAUAUCAUUUCACUAACAGGUUUCUUCUUUCAAUUUUUAGCUCCCCCUUAUAUCAACAAACAUGCCUCUCCCAGCGAAGUGUUUUCAUUCAUCGGCAACAUGGAUCUAACCUUUGUGUCGUGCACGUUUGGUGGUUACCCUCCUCCAUUUGUCACCAUGACGUUUAAAGGCAAGUUGAUGUCUAAUGAUUCAGUUACAGCAAAUACAAGCGUCCGCACAGAUGCUAAGAAGAAGUUUGGGGAUUAUAUAUGCCAUGCAAGAAACGAUUAUGGGAUCAAGAACCAGACAGUCACUCUAAAACAAGUUGGUGAGUAGAAUUUCUGUUUGAUGUGAUAUGUCAAAAGCUUAACCCAUCUAGAAGCACUGUUUUGAGACUCAGCGGAAUCUGUGUCCAGUUAUAAUCAUGUGAAACACCAGAAACAACAGUGUCUACCAACAUGUCAGUGGAGACUACAACUGAUAAAGCUCACAGCAGGUUUAGAAGUUGAAAGGAAGAAAGGCUUUUCUCAUUAUUUACUGAAAGCCUUGGAUAAAUGGUUGCCUAUGGGAGAUGAUAGCUCACAAAAGAUCUCCCGCACAUGGGAAUCUGACAGUAAAUUAAUUUGUCGCAAGCUUAAUAUUUGUCUUUGGUUUUAUCUCAGGAAAACCCUCAGUAGUGCGUGACUUAAGAGGCACGUCAACUUGUGAUUCAGUCAAACUAACUUGGACGCCACCCGUAACAGAUGGCGGAAUGCCUAUCAACAAAUAUGUCCUGAAAUACGAUGGAAAAAACCGAAACAUUGAUGGAAGGGAGACAUCAUACACAAUCACCAACCUUGAACGGAAUAAAGUGCACAAUUUUAUUCUGCGUGCAACAAACAAGGGAGAAUGGGGUGACACAACAAGCAAAGAAGUUGAGACUAAAGAGUUUUGUAAGUAUGAGCCUAUUAUUAGAGGUGCUUUUUAGUGAGACAUGUAAUCAGAGAUGAAAUUCUGAAUUUCAGUUUCUUUGGAUUAAAUUACCACAAAAGAGCCAAAAUGUGUGGAAGCUUAAUUAUGCAUGGAAGCAUUGUUUAUGAAAGUCUGAAAAAAAAUAUUGUGGUAUAUUACUGGAAAAUCACUUGUUAUGUGUACAUCUUUGGGAUGAGCAUGCGGCCAAAGCAAUAAAUGUGUGGAUCGUGAAUCUUUAAGCCUUGGAGGUAGUUCUCAUAAAAAAUUCAUCCACUCAGAGUUACAACAGCAUGGAUUCUUUACAAUUCCAAAUCUAUUUUGAGUUUUAGUUAAGACAUACAAAUUCUUUCUAAAAUUCAUGAAUUCAUCCAGAUGUUGAUUUACCUAAAGAAAUUUACUUGUAGAGUAAUUAACAACUUAUUAUUCCUCGAGCCCAAAUUGACUCAGAAGCCACGAGGGCGAGAGGAAUAAUUUAUUGUUUUAGUAAAAUCCAACUAAUUGGUCAAAAAUAUCGAGAAUAAAAAAUUUUAGCUAGUUAAAGCUAGACUUUAAUCCUUUUUUGCUGCCAAAAAGCUGGCGCUUAUCGCUACUAGUGGGCUAUAACAUAUAGCCUAGUAGUAGCUCAACCAAUCAGAAUGCAGCGUUGAUAAUAGACCACUAGUUGGAUUUUACUAAUGAUAAUUAAUCGUCAAAACUUGAAUGACAUCAUACUCAGCCUCAUUCGAUAAUUGCUAAUAAAAGUUGAAUGUUGUACAGACCUGUCACUAAGGUUUCAAAUUGCCGGGUAUAAAUUAUGCAGCUAGUGUACAGGGAGUUGAACAGCUGUGAAUUUCUCUCUUGUUUUCUCUGAAAUUAGCCAAGGAUCACUCCCAUAGUAGCCGGGGGAAAUCCAUGGCCCCCAGCUCUUUAAGUGACAGCCUAGUAGUUGUAGUUCAAGCUUAUUCUUGUUUCAAUGUGUAUUUUACAUUGUAAAACUUGUUUGAAUUAGAGAUAAGUUUUAUGGUUAAGUGGCGUAGUUGAACCAAAUAUCCCAAACACCAUAUCUCGACAUAAUAAACUUACCUGUCUGUGUCAUGUCCUGCACAUGUGGUGAAAAACAUAGUAAUAAAUUAUGGCAAUUGAGGUGCUUAAGAAAUGCAGGUUUAAAACGCCGGUCAGUACAAAAUGCAGACUGCUGGUGUUUUCAACCCUGAAAACAGUGAUCUGCAGUCAGUCUGCAGUCUGCCUUCUGUACUAUCCAAUUUAAACGCCAUUGGUGUCUGUUACUAAGUGAGUUAACUUACAUUUUGUAGAGAGAUUCUGUGUCUUCUUUAUCCUUUAACUUAGUCUGCAUCAAAUUUCGCCAAAGUGUUUUUUCGUUGACAAACCUAUUGUUUGUGGAAAGGACUGCAUGCAAGAACCCGUGUACUACCGUACGUUGGGAGACUGGGAACGAGUAUUUUCGUAUUUAAUCAAAAAACCUAAAAAUGGCCUUUUACCAACUUUUUCACCUGAUUUGACAUGAAAUAGACAGAUUUGGUUGUUUUAUCCUGAAAAGUGGAUUUUUUUCAUAAAGUUUGGUGCUUUGCUUAAUAAUAUUUACAUUCAAAUUCUCUGGAUCUUCAUACUUUCAGUUAAGAAUGGACUGAACAGGAUGGCCAUAUAGAAAGAGUGUACUUAAGAUUAUGUUAAUGGCGAGAUUAAGGUCAUUAAGCAUCGCGUUUACGGCAAACUGCAAACGUGAGAUUCAAGUUGAGAAAUUUUCAAAAUGAGAAAUGAGCAGAUAAAAACAGCUUAAAACAAUUCUUGUGGUUAGAACUGGUGUGAAUCUACCGAUGAACGUUAAACGACAAUUAGAGGAUUUACGGUGUUCUAUUGAAAAGUAUGACAGCGAAUUUCAACAAGUUAUAGUUGACUGGAACACCAUUAUUUUUGCAAUUCAAUUGAAAAAAGAUUGCAAAUAGCGCGACGUAGUCCCUGUAACCAGGGCGGAUAACCCUAGUCUCCUUCACAGCCGUUUUUGUCUUGUCACGCAACGGAGUAUUGUGUGACCGAGAAAAAAAACGGCUGCGGGGGAGACUACUUUAAUAACUCCUCCAAUCUUGUGUCUCUUUUGUCUCAGGCGCGCCAGGUCGCCCAAUCAUCUACGAGCCUUCGUCAACAAAUCUUGAUAAAUCUAGCUUCACCCUUAAGUGGAAACGCCCUGAAGACAACGGCGGCGACUCUGACAUAGUCUAUAAAAUCCGUUACCGUGAUGAGACCGACCCCGACGAUCCGGGACCGUGGAAUAAUGAAGAAACUAGUGAACUGGAAAUUGACAUCAAAGAUCUUGAUAAGUCGAAGCGGUACAAAUUCGAGGUCACAGCGACAAAUAAGGGAGGAGAAAGUGAACCAGCUGAAAAAUAUUAUUCGAGAAGCAGUCGUGAAGGUAUGAAUGUUACGUACACAAGGAACCCUUCAAUAUUUUCGCUCUGUUCAUACGGAACUCUGAACGACUAGGCGUCUAAAUUUUCGUACGUUAAGAUGAUCCCGUGCGAGCGGAACACCUUAACGCCCGAAUUUUCAACCUGUCGAAAAUUCGUCCGGGGCCGUGUUAACGUAGCCUUACUAUAGGAAAUUAACGCAAAUUUCCGCGACUUUAAUUUCCAUUAUUUUGGCCCCAAAUUCUCGAAAUAUUUUUGAUGUUGUUGACACCUAAGAAAGAGGGGAUUAUUACACGUUUCUGGGAAACUGCCCACCUACCCCUCCCUUAAGCUAACAUCAGCACUUGCUUCUCACUUAGGGCAAAAUGUUGGCUUAGGGGAGGGGAAGGUGGGCAGUUUUCCAUGAUCCGAAAGAGGAGUAUCUUAUCAGGGUGGAGUUCCUUCAGUAUCAUUAAAAACUGAGAAGAACUCUCGCUGUGGCCAGAUUUCUUCUCUCGACCUACCCCUUUCGUACUUUUAGGGAAAGUAGCGUAAAGUUUCCUUUUCGCAUUACACAUUUAACUUUGUCCCUUUUGUUUAAAAAAGUUACGUCUUGGUAUUUUCCUUCAUUUUGAAAUGUUACUCUCUCUCUUUCGCUCUUUCCAACACCUUAAUUUCAUGGAGCGUUAAUUUCCUAUAAUAAGGUACAGAGGGUAUUGAGGUCAAAUGUGCAGACUAGAAAGAACUUGCCUCUAAGCAAAGCUAAAAACUAAAUCAAUACAUGGGUUGAGAGGUACGAAGAAGUUUUAAAGGGACUUAUUAGAAAAUGGAGCCUAUUUAGGAGAGAGAAGGGGCUUAUCAGAGCAUCUAAGUGAUCUCUCUUGAAAAAGCAACAAACGAAUGAAAGGGCAAGUUGCAAACGAAACUGUGGUGCUGUGUUGGUUGGCGGGCGCAGGGGCAAAUGGUUUUAUCAACUGUGAUUGUGAAGUCAAUUUACCACAGUGAAAAGAGUCAAAAGCUGGCAUUUCGAGCGAUUGCCCUUUGUCAGAGUGAGGGAGGGGAGUGGGGAAGGGUAUCAAAAGAGAAAAUUAAGACCCCCCGUCUUUAUUCCCGCAUAUGAGAAUAGGGCGUUUUAGUCUUUGCGCGGUUCACCCUUGUUUUUUUGGGGGGAGGGGGGUGGUGGUGGGUUAGGGGGUUCGCUUUUCCAUUUUAUUCUGGCCAAGAUUUACGUGUUUAGAUUUGGAAAUUAAACCUUUUUUACUCUUCUCAUUUUUAGCUCGCAGUUCGCAACCCCAUCUUGUCGCCAGUCUUACGGUUACCCUCGUCAUGGUAAUCCUUCAACUGCGCAUGCUCUGACGUCAAGACACGCCGAGAACUGAAUCUUCAUGCGAUUAAGCAGAAAAGAAGGAGGAUAUCGAUCAAUUUGUAAAAAUAAUCAGUAGCUAUAGAUAGUGAGCCUUAAUUAAUGAUUUAUGCUGGACGGAUCCGUUUUAAACCAUACUUAAACCCAAUCAAGCUUCAAGGAGGCCCUUUUCAGAGGGUUAUCGCGAUUCUUUCAGCACUCAUUUUGCAAUCAUGGGAACUUUCCUUUGAUUCUGACAGAGUCACUGUUUAUCCUUGAUUCCCAUUUCAAGGUGUAAUUCUGUUGUAUUUCAGUCAAAGUUACGUACUGCUGAAUUUUAGUUGCAGUUUUAUGUAACGUUUUAGUGUGGGAAAAUAGCGCUUAGGUCCGGCAGAUUGCCGGCUAAUUUUAGGUAAAUAGUGAAAAGACUUACGCAUUGGACUCGUCUGGUUACCGCGUUUUAGAUCGGUAAUAUGGCAUAGAAUUAAAAAAAGACAGGCAACCCAAGCUCGCGAUGUGACACGUGACGGGGACGCCUGUGUUUGUCGAAGUGAACAGCAUCUGCAGUGCUGCAAAGACUUCGCACGCUUCUGCGCGUGAGCCAUGUUUCUCUCACGAUCGUCACGCAGCAACACGAAACUAUUGUCAUAAAUCUUACCGAGACAACUCUGGCAGCAGUCAUUUUAGGGUUUGGCACCCUAAGCGGAACCAUUUUACAAAUUAAAUCCCCUUUAAAGUACGACGAGCAUCCCCGGCACUUUUAGAGGGGAGUAGCCCCCCCCCCCGGGAAAAAUGGAUUUCAGAGUAAGCGAUUUGCUGCAAGUAGCUGUUCACGUGGUGUUUACUACAUGCCAUCUGGACUCUGAGAGCAGUUCGUGUGUGCCCCAUGUUUAUACGUCCUGUAUUUCUUCCCAUAUUUCUAUAGAAGGAACGUUAGCUAUAGGGUUCGACAAGUGACAGCUUCACAGUUUUCAGUUUUUUGUUAAAGCGAGAUUUAGAAUCACGUUACGUCAAACACCACGUGACCAACUUCUCCAUUUUCUUGUCAUUUUUGUCUUUUUUUAUAUCUGCAGUGGCAGAUCCAGACUUUCAGAUAAGAGGCGGGGGGGGGGGGGCAUCUAAACCAUGAGAUAAGGGGGGGACGGUCUUAAAAAAAUUUCAGUUUGGUCCAAAAAUAAGGUGGGGGAAGGGGGGCGGGCGGGCCCCACGGGACCCUCCCCUGGAACCGCCAAUAAUCUGUACACCAUCAUGUCAGUGGUUCCAUAUAUGCACAGUUUUAAUAUGUGUACAUUCUAAUUUGAGAAUAACGUUUGUCAAUUUGAAGCAGACUUUUGCCGUGAACUUGGUCCUAAAUAUCUCUAUCCGACUACCUUAACCUUCCGCUUGAUCAGUAUAUCUUUAAUGAAUCGUUUUUAUGAUAAUAAGUUAGUCUUAACAAAACACAUUUUGGCGUUCUGUGUUCUAAUUUUCCUCAUUCUAAUGUUGUUUUUGAAGUGUUUUUUAAAGUAAAA
Molecule: messenger RNA, 23610 nt
Organism: Porites lobata
Lineage: Eukaryota; Metazoa; Cnidaria; Anthozoa; Scleractinia; Poritidae
Source: the annotation of a GenBank genome assembly